AGUUAUUUAAUUGCUUUAUUAAUCGUUUAAAAUAUUAUAUUGAGAAAAAUUCGAGAUGUCUACUCAGAGUUUAUCGUCAUACGACCCAGACCAACUAACAAGUGGAACGUACAUGGGGUUGCCUCUACCAUCCACUAUGUUAAACUCGAUGCUUAGUCAACUACUGGAUAACCUUAUAACUGGGAACCAGGACCUAAAACAAACUAUCAAGGUCAACAAUGAAGAAUUGUAUUCGAAAUGUGAGUCAUUGUUAAAAUGGAAGAAAGACGUUGAUGAUAAAGUGAAGAAACUGUUCGAUACCUGUGACAGAGCUCGAGUUAAAGUGCAAAGCAUGAAGGAACAGAACGCAUUACUGCUUGGUGAAAACACACGACUAAAAAUACAAUUAGAACAACCAACUAAUAAACCAGCAGAAAAUGGUGAGGUUGAUGAUGUCACAGAGGAACAAAUGGUUGGAAAUAGAAUGGAAGAAACGCAAAGAAGAUACAUGCAAGUAGUCGGCAGUAUUGAGAAUCAAUUAAAGGAGGUAAUGGCAGAACGAGACACACUGAAACAAAGUUGUUUAAAACUUCGUAACGACAACCAGACGUUGCAAAGCACGAUACAAAGUGAUCGGAUACAACUCGAGCAACUACAUCAAAUGCAUGAGGAUAAACAGUUGCUAGUGAACAGAAUUAAUGGUUUAGAAAAUGACAUCGAACUGUAUAAACGAAGACAUGCAGAUUCUGAGAAAACAGAGAAAGAGUUAAAACGACAAUUCCAUUCUCUCGUUGAAGAAAAUAAAGUCUUUCAAAAACAAGGGUUGGAUUUAAAACUUCAAAAUGAUGCUGCGAGAAAAGAAAUAAAUGACCUAGGAAUAAUAAUCAGUCAUAAAAACGAUCAAGUACAACAAGUUGAAAAGGAAAAACAAAAUCUUCAGGAAGCAAAAGACAAAAUCAUUUCUAAGCAAAAAAAUGAAGUUCAAGAAAAAUGUCGUGCAAUUGAUGAUUUGUUCGUAGAGUACAAUAAUGUGCGGGAACAGAAAGAUCGACUUACCGCAGAACACGCUUUGUGGAAAAGUCAACGUUCCGAAUAUGAUAAUGUUUACGCUCAACUUAUCUGUGCAGAGGAAUCUUUGCAGAAGAAAGAUCGAGAAAUCAAAGAACUCGGUGAACAGGUUAAAAAAGAAGGAAAAGAAACUUUGAUGAAAAUGAAAAAGUUGGAAGAAAAUGUCUCGUUUUUCAAAGCACAGGCGGAUGUAUUUCGGCAAGAUUUUCUCAUUGAAAGGGAGGAUAGGGGGAAACUGCACGACACAAAUCUGCAGCUACAAGCUUCGUUAUACGAGAAAGAACGAAUUGUAGAUCAGUUGAAGAAUCAGCUUGAACAGUACAGAUAUGAUGCAAUGAGAAGAUAAUAAUAGUGGUGAUGGUGGUGGAAGCUAUGGGAUGGGUGGUAUACCAUUUCUAUGUUUGUUGGUAUACUAUUUCUAUAAACUGCCCAACAUUUUUAACAUUAUUUUAAGGAAAGCUUAUUUUUUGUGUUAUGUUAAUGUACUAUUUCUAUGUUUCAUUGGUAUACUAUUUCUAUGAACUGCAGAUAAUUUUUAACAAUAUUUUGCAGAAGCCUAUUUUGGCAGAUUUCUAUGUUAUUAUACUAUUUCUAUGAAAAAGAUAAAUUUGAAAAACAUUGUAUAAUGUUGGGUUCGCAAGAGAGACUUUUAAACCUAUUGUUAUGCAAGCUAGUUGAAUAUUAAUUUAAAGCUGCAUAAUUAGUACAACUGUAUUUUAAAUAACUUUUAAAAUUUAAAAAUGCUACUUCAUAAAAAUUAGCAAGUCUUCGCCUUUUAAAAACUGCAGUGUCAGUAAUUUUGUUUUUCUUCAAUUUUUCUUAUUAAAAGUAUGCUUGUGUAAGUGGUUAAAUACUAAGUUGGCAACAUU
Messenger RNA from Ciona intestinalis (vase tunicate), 1916 nucleotides. NCBI's taxonomy places the organism in Eukaryota, Metazoa, Chordata, Ascidiacea, Phlebobranchia, Cionidae. The record is from RefSeq and is a predicted model, not a curated record.